AUGGCGUCUCCUCCGCGUCGUCGAUCAUCUCGACUACGUACCCCAGCCAGAACACUUCAUAAUAGGAAUACUCAACUUACAUCUCUUGCUGAGGAUGAUGAAGCGUUUACCUAUCCUACCCUUCCGAAUGUCUCGUCUCCAGUCCAGCCACCUCAAACACCAGCUACUUCCGGUCGCGCAAUUCCAACUCGAGAGGAAAUGCAUCCAUCCAUGACACAUAAGUCUACUACUCAAAAACCCGAUUCAGGACUCCGACAUGGCUUUGUUGAUAUCAAUGCAAAAGGCAAUGACCAACCAUCUGGUGUUCAACAACACACCCCGUCGAAGAUUAACAUCAGCUCCCCAACUUUCGAUUUUAAAUUCGCUCGUCCUGCACCCGGUCUUGGCCCCGAAGCUCAGCGUAUGAUGGAUGAACUGCGUGAAGAGGCACUCCGUAUCAAAGCUAAGCUUGCUGCGGAACGAGAAAUGGAACAACAGAAUAACCCAGAGGGUAGUCAUAUGGGCGGUCGGAGAAUCGCACAGGCAAAGGGCAAAGUUAGCAGAUAUAGUGAUAUUCACAUGGCGGAGUUCAAAAAGAUGGAUAGUAUCGCUAAUCAUCCAUCCUCCUUCCGUGCUCAACCGGCCCGAAUCACCCCUACUACUACCGCCCUCAAGCGCACACAAUCGAAGGCCAAGCUGGGUGAUAGAGAUGCCACUCAUAGUGAAGAGUCUUCCCAAGAUACCGGUGAUACCGAGAGUGGGCGACUUGAAAAUACUGCACCUGCAAAGCGUGCUCGUCAACGCAUGACAGAUGAUACUUCCUCUCUACGACCAGUAUCUCGUGGCAAGACUGAAACUAUCCAAAUGCCUUCUACUCCACGUCACAAGAUUUCUGGCGCUCCCGCAUCCUUGACAACACCCACACAAGCUUCAAUGGCUCGUGCUCACAGCAUUAAGCAUCCUGCAACUCAGAUACCUAACUUGUCCAAAUCACCAUCAAAGUUAAAUCUACAGAGCACACCCCGUGGUAUGACAAAAGCUGCUACGAUGAACAAUGUUACUGGAUCAAUGACUGCACCAAAUAAAUCCAUGCUCCGAACUCCAAGCAAAUUUGACCUGGUCAAGUCUAUUCUCAGGCAUCCAGCCUCGAGCUUCAAUACAAAGAAGACAGAAACGGCGUCGGCUAUCCCUUCGAUUCCUAGAAGUGCGAGCAAGCCAGAUCUUGCGAAGGAUUUUCCAUCUGUCCCUACAACUCCCAUUGGUAUCGGCCGCUCUAAGAGUAUGAAACAAGUUGGUUUUACGCCUGAGACAAGAAAGCACGACGAAGCCACUGUUGCACAAUCUCCAUCGCCUGUCAAGUGUGGCAUUCCUCGUUCCACUUCGAAGCCCAAUAUCAAGGUUACUUCUUCAAUCGCCCCCCGCAGACCUGUACUCAAGCAACAAGUAUCUACUGAGCGACAAGCAAAAGAUAUCGAGAUGUCUGGAACUCGCGCUGUGGAGUAUCCUUCUCUUGCUGGCGUUAGACCUCUUCCAGGCCCACCUCGUCAAGCUGAUCCUCCCCAUCCUCCCGCCUCAGUUCCUAGUACCUUUACUUUCCGCAGUGACCAUACUAUCAGCUUUGGUGCAUCUCCAAGAGGAUUUGGUGCAUCUCCAAGUCAAGCUACUGUCCGCCAAGUCCGACGCAGUAUCUUCCCUAACACUAUGCCAGGCAGUUUUCCUGAUGGCAAUAAGGAGAACACUGACCCUCCUGUUUGUGCAUCGAGCAAGAAGCCCACUAACCUCUCAGUUAUGCCCAGCGUACCCCAUGGAAUGUCGAACAAGAAACGUAGAAGAGUUGAAUCCGAUGGCGAGGAGGAAGCACGAUCACCAAAGAAGCACAAGGCUCCAGAGGGUGCUAUGCUGAUGGCUCCAAGACUUCAAGCUGAAAAGAUUGCUACUUCUCCAAACACCACUUUAAGCCCUGCCAAGAAGAGAGGUCUAACUUUGAGUCGCCUCAACAUGCUUGCACGACCAAAGAGCCGAAAGUGA
Molecule: messenger RNA, 2007 nt
Organism: Sclerotinia borealis F-4128
Lineage: Eukaryota; Fungi; Ascomycota; Leotiomycetes; Helotiales; Sclerotiniaceae
Source: the annotation of a GenBank genome assembly